GGCUACUCAUUUAGUAACAUGCCACCAUUUUCACUCCUGCAUUAUUUAGCCACCAUCUAAUCUAAUAUUAACCUCCAAAUGUCCAAAUAACUAGGGAUGGCAAAAAUAUCCGUAACCGUGGAUAUCCGCCCGAACCCGGCCUAAUCGGGCAGGGUAAAACUCGAACCCGAAGGACAUUUAGUGGGUACGGGUAAAACCCGAACCCGAAUAUUGCGGGUAAUGGGUGGGCAUGGGUUUCUUAGUAUCCAACCCGAAUCCGCCCGAUUAUACACAUACAUAUGUAUUUUGUCUAGAAAUAGUCAUUAUUUUUCUCUAGCAUAUUUUAUAUUUAGCAUAUAAAUAUAAUAUUUUCAUGAAAUUGUGUUGUUUUAAUUCAUUUUCUUCAUUCUAGUGAAUUAUUGUCAUACUUUUUCUUCUUGCGUAAUGUGAGAAUACGUGUAAAUGUUAAUAUAUUAGUUGGAGUUAUGAAGAGAAAUCAUUACCCAUGGAUAACUGUGGAUACCCGAAACCCGAACGAGUAUGGGCAUUGUUUUAAUUUUCUACCCGUUUCAUAUGUGGGUAUGGGUAUAGGUAAAACCCGAACUACUUUGGAUAGGGUAACAGAUAUGCACUAUCCGUCCCCGACCCAUUGCCAUCCCUACAAAUAACAUUCCCAGUUACAUCCACCAACCACACCCUCAAAAGAAAAAAUCUUCCCAUGGGUAAAUAAAAUAUUCUAGGGAUUCAGAAUCAUGGAAGUAAGGGGAUUGGAUGCACCGAUUGACGGGCAGCGACGGCGCCUAGUGGGAGCUUGGCGGGACAUGGGGUUCACAGCUGCAACCCACCGCCCUGCCCCACGUAUCUUUUCCCUACUGAAGAACACAUCUUCGAUCCUACUCAAUGGCUCAAUGCCACGCUGAUCCAAUCUGGCAGCCUAAUCCAAAAUCCCUAGCAAACAAAACCCUGUUCCAAUUUUUUAAUCUCUCCCUCAAAAGAUUCUCACUUUUCCCCGCGAACCCUUUUGCUUCCCAUUUAUUAACUCCCCACUCUCUCGAAUCUCGAUCAUCACUCUAGUUCUUAUCUCCCGCUUCCCUUUCUCAAAUUCCCCUGCAGGAUUUCCUCGAACGAUUUGGAUAUUCAAACAGGUAAUUCGCUGAUGAGAAAAUGAAUUGCUGAGAAAUAAUUUCUAUUUUUUUUGACAGUACCCAUGUCAUGUUUUAUUUUUGUUUGUCAAUUUCAAGGAUCUUUUCCUUUCCUUUUUGGUGGGCUUUUGCCUCAGAUAUUUUUGGUUCUGAAUUAGAUAAGGAUGUGGUGUAGGAUUGAUGUUUGAGUUUCCUGCUUGCCUGGGGUCGAGAUUUUUAUGCAAGUUGUGGUGGGUUUGAUUACUUUCAGAGGUUUUCCAGUUUGCUCUUCAGAAAGCGAUGUUUUUUUCUACCACUCAUUCCCUUCUGCCUAUUUAUAGCCCCAAUUUCGUCAACUUUCAGCCAUGUCAGCAGAUCUUUGAUCAAUUUGAGGCUGAUGGGUUCCCUUCGUUAAACAAAAGUCUUCUGAUUUCUUAUCUUGUUCGACAAUUUGAGUCUUUUUCCCCGUUCUUAUCCUACUUGAUGAAUCUUUUGCCAUUCUUUCCUCAGCAGGAUAAGCCAUUUCUGGAGGUUCUAAUUGAUACUGAUCAUCCGGUGGAUUGUAAAGAGAGAGAGAAUAUAGAAAAAUGUUGGAAGAGAAAGAGAAGAAGUUCCUCACAGUAGCGCCAUUCCAGUGUGCUUGGAGGAAAGACUUGAAAUUCCGGGAAGCUGGAAGAGGCUGUGUAGCAUUCGAUGCAUUUGCUCACAACGAUGUCACAGUCGUCUUCAGAGAGAAUGUCGGUACUCUCCACUACCAUUACAAGAGGGACAACAGCCCUCAUUACACUGUGAUCCUCGGCAGCAACCGGAACCGAAGAUUGAAGAUUGAAGCAGACGGGAAGACGGAGGUCGAUGUGGAAGGUAUUGGAUUAUGCUCCUCUACUUUCCAGAGUUACUGGAUCAGCAUUUACGAUGGGUUGAUCAGCAUCGGAAAAGGAAGGUACCCGUUCCAGAAUCUCAUGUUUCAGUGGCUGCAUUCGAAUCCGAAUUGUAACGUUCGUUAUGUCGGGCUCAGUAGCUGGGAUAGGCAUGUGGGUUAUAGGAAUGUGAAUGUGUUGCCAUUGCCUCAUGACCAUAUGUUGCUGUGGAAGCAAGUCGAUUCGGGAGAGUUUGAAGGGAAGGAAGACAGUGAAGAGGAGUUGGAAGGUGAGGAAGUUGAGGAUGAGGAAUGGGGGCUUCAGAAUUUCCUGGAAAGCUGGGAACUUUCUGAUGUCUUCUUCAUUGUUGGCAUGGAGGAAAGACCCGUUCCAGCUCACAAAGUCAUUCUGCAAGCUUCUGGUAAUUUCCCUUUCAGUUCAUCGGAUGAAGAUGUCAUCCAGCUUAAGAGUGUAGCAUAUCCAGUUAUGCGUUCACUUCUUCAGUACAUUUAUGCUGGUCGAACCCAGGUUUUGGAGUCGGAAGUUGAGAUGUUGAUGGCGUUGAGUCUGCAAUUUGAGGUGACGCCCUUGGCAAAGCAGUGUGAAGAAAUUUUGGAAAGGUGUAAACUAAAUAAGAAGUUGUUUGGACAUGGGAAGAGUGUGGAAUUGUUGUAUCCAUACUCUCGACCCCAUUCUUGUACGAUGUUCCCUGCCGGACUCCCUGUGAAUCAGAAACGGCUCAGUGAAUUGCAUUCAGCUGGGGAGUACAGUGAUCUAAAUAUUUACAUUGAAGGAUAUGGACUUGUUGCACAGCCUCAUAAGAUUGUUGUCAGCAUAUGGAGUGUUCCAUUUGCCAAGAUGUUCACAAACGGAAUGAGUGAGAGCUGCUCAUCUGAAGUUCAUCUAAGAGAUGUGCCACUGCAGGCAUUCAAGAUAAUGCUCGAAUUCAUGUAUAGUGGGGAUCUCAAUUUGGAGGACACUACAGAUUCUGGAACUUUGUUACUCCAACUUCUUUUGUUGGCUGACCAAUUCGGAGUCACUAUUCUCUAUCAGGAAUGCUGCAAAACGCUUUUAGAAUGUCUAUCGGAGGACGUUGUGUGUCCAAUCCUGCAAGUCGUUUCAUCGAUUUCAUCCUGUAAACUCAUUGAAGAAACGUGUCAGAGAAAGUUCGCAAUGCAAUUUGAUUAUUGUACAACCGCAAGCCUUGACUUCGUUUUGUUAGAUGAGGCAACUUUUGGUAACAUCAUUCAGCAUCAAGAUCUAACAGUAACAUCCGAGGAGAGAGUUCUCAAUGCCAUUCUGAUAUGGUGCUUGCAAGCCAAGGAACUAUGUGGGUGGGAAGCAGUGGAUGAACUGGUUGCAUUCAAAACCCUUGACCUACUUUUCGGUGAGCGGCUUCAGGCUCUGAAUGAUCUGCUGCCAUUUGUCAGGUUUCCACUGCUUCCGUACAACUUACUUAAAAGGUUGGAGCAGAGCAACCUUUGCAAGCAGAUAUAUAUUUUUUAUGAUCUUGUGAGGGAGGCAAUCGCAUAUCUGGAUUUUGGACUUACUAACAACAACCGACUAAAAGACCAGAGCCUAAGGUUUCAACAUAGGCGAUCCAGUUACAAGGAGCUGCAGUACAUUUGUGAUGGGGACAGCAAUGGAGUUCUGCACUUUGCUGGCACUUCUUAUGGGCAGCAUCAGUGGGUUAAUCCUGUUCUAUCAAAGAGAAUCGACAUAACAGCAAGCUGCCCAGCUUCAAGAUAUACAGACCCUAAGGCUUUGGCAUCAAGGACCUAUCAGGGAAUGUGCUUUACUGGACCCAGAAUAGAAGAUGGACGAGUACGCUCAUGGUGGAUGGUUGACAUUGGCCAAGAUCAUCAGCUUAUGUGCAACCACUACACGUUGAGGCUAGACGGCUCAAGAGCUUAUAUAAGGUCUUGGAAAUUCCAGGGCUCGUUGGAUGCCAAGACAUGGACGGACUUAAGAACACACAACGACGACCAAUCAAUGAGCAAACCAGGCCAGUUUGCGUCGUGGCAGAUCACGGGGCCGAAUGCACUGCUGCCGUUCAGAUACUUUAGAGUGAUGUUAACUGGUCCGACGACCGAUGUAUCGAAUCCCUGGAACCUGUGCAUUUGCUUCUUGGAACUCUACGGUUUCUUUCGUUAAUGCUGCUGUUCAGUUUCUUCAUUUGCUUGGCGAUGAUGUUUUGUGUUUGUUUAGAAAGAAGUCAUUGUACCAAUGAUGCAUAUGUGGGGUGGCUGUGGUUCUUCCCCUUCAUUCAAAUCAAAAGAAAAAGGUUGAUUUCCAAGUUCAAUUUGUGUUUCCAAGUUUUAUGGGCUACGUAUAUUGGGCUCUAAUGGCCUAGUAGUAAUAAUCGGUCAGUAUCCGGUAUACUGGAUAUUGAUUACCCAGUAUUCGGUAUAUCGGAAACAGACAGGGUACCCGUCGAAUACCGAUACCGAAUGUUAACCGAUAUACUGAAUACCGAAUAGUCGGUAUCUGAUAUUAAUACCGGGUAUGUACAUGAAAGUCGAUUGUUGGGGAUUGUUGGUCUACACUGGCAAAUACCUCGAUGAGUACCGCCCGACCACCAACAAGCUCUACGACAAGAGGAGGGCAGGUCAGUGUGGAUACCAGAAGAGACCAAAAAAUUCAGAUCCUCCUCCUGGCUUCAUCCAGCCAUCAGCUAUGGUGCUGCCGGGAGUUUGAAGCUGCAGCCUCCGCGGGAUGCUUUUGUUUCGGAGCUUGAUCGGGCAGCGAUGUUGGAUUUGUCUUCUUCCUCAGGACUUGUUGACGUUGAAAGGGUGAUGGAGAGGUCGUCUUCUUCCUCGGGACUUGCUGACGAUGAAAGGGAUGCAGUAGAGGGUUGGCUGCUGGGGGCGGCGGCCGGGGCUGGGGGCGACGAAUCAUAGGAGAAGGAAUUGGUUGUUGGGGAGGGACGAGGGAGGGAGGUCGAUCGAAAUUAUUAGGGAUUAGGGUUGUUGCUUGCUGGUCGACCUCUGCUUCCCCCAAAUCUCAAUUCGCAAUUCCCAAAUCCAUUCCCCCUAUGCGUUGCGUUGUAGUUUUUUUUUAACAUUCGGUACUAUGGUAUACCAGUAUAUCAUCGGUAAUUACCGCCUAUAUCCAGUAUUACCGAAUGAAAAAUUACACGCCCGAGUAAUACCGAAUACCGGUAUUACCAAUUACCACCCACUGGACUAACUGGUCAAGAAGAGCAUGGAGCGACUGUGUGAGGCCUUCAACACAAAAAAAAAUAAAGAGUGACAGCUGGUGGGGUAGGAUAUUAUGCCUACCCUUAAAAGGGUUGGUUUUUUGACACCCCAUUCUUAAUUGGUCAAUUUUUUCAUUAAUUAUUGACAUGUAUCAAUGAAGGUAGACAUAAUAAAUGUUCUGCUAUUAAAAACAAAGUAAGCAUUAAAUACACCACAUUAAUUACUUGUUUUUUUUUUAAAUCUAAACAUAUACAAAAUACAAUUCUCUCUCUCAUUUUUUAUCUUUCUCACUCCUAUCUCUUAUUCUUCCUUUCCCAGCAGCCUCCGACCACCAAGUUUCCUUCGACCACCACACUUCGCCGGUAAAAUCCCGCCGACAGACUCUCUCCGGUCACUUGCGAAAAUAUACCACUGCACUGAUAUGUUGUACCACUGUACUGGUAUUUGUACCACUACACUGAUACUCAGAUAUGACAUUGGUACCAGUGCACUGAUAUCGCUACUAGUGCAGUUGUAUAGCUACCAAUGCAGUGGUACAAUGUAUCAGUGCAGUGGUAUAUUUUUUGCAGGUGGUCAGAGAGAGUCUGCCGAUGGGAUUUUCACCAGAGAAGUGUGACGGUCGGAGGAAACCUGGUGGUCGGAGGGUGUUGAAAAAGGGAAAAUGAGAUAUAGGGAGAGAAAAUGUAUUUAGUGUAGAUUUUAAUUUGAAAAAAAAAAUACAAAUAAUUCAUAUGG
Linum trigynum is the source of this 5892-nucleotide messenger RNA. Lineage: Eukaryota; Viridiplantae; Streptophyta; Magnoliopsida; Malpighiales; Linaceae. The record is from the annotation of a GenBank genome assembly.